Molecule: messenger RNA, 1044 nt
Organism: Penicillium soppii
Lineage: Eukaryota; Fungi; Ascomycota; Eurotiomycetes; Eurotiales; Aspergillaceae
Product: Elongator subunit IKI1
Exons: 3
Coding region: 1-1044 (347 amino acids)
Biological process (GO): tRNA wobble uridine modification
Cellular component (GO): cytosol; nucleus; elongator holoenzyme complex
Molecular function (GO): tRNA binding
Source: RefSeq, a predicted model, not a curated record
AUGGCACCGGUCAAUCUUUCGCACAGACGUACUCAUAAUUUGCUGCUGAUUUCCAAACUCUUGAGCCUGCGCGACACCGCAUCGCCCCUCACACUGGUCUUGGACUCGCUGGAGCAGCCAGCCACCCCACUUCUGAAAGAAUACAUAAGACGAGCAAAGCUGUCCAAAGUCCAUGUCACACUCAUUGCUUUUGAGACACUUAAACGGCCAGAGGGAGUCGAUGCCUUUGUAUCAACUCGUCGCAAGAGUCCAGUCGAAAUUGUGAAGGAAGUAAGCGCAGCUUAUCAACAGGUUGCAUCCUCCAACCCAUCACGGAGGCGCUUGAUCCUUGUUGAUUCUAUCAAUCCUCUACUCAAUUCCAAGAGAGUAGACCCUGGAUUCCAUCUCCCCUCUUUUCUCAGCUCAAUCCUUGGCCCCACAUCGCCAACCGCAAAGGUUGACGCAUCACUUGUAGUGACAUAUCAUCAAGACGUACCCGAGCCUCCCCAGCAGAACCCUUACUCGUCAUCACCUCUUUCAGUGUUAACAUACCUCGCCACGAGUAUCAUAACUCUCCAUUCGUUUUCGCACAUUCUAGCGCAGAAGGCCGCUCGAGACCGCAGUCUAGCCCCUCCAGUCUUUGGACUUGAAGAAGAGCAGGAGGGCGUUCUACUCGGCCGACUAGACAGACUCAGCGGCACUGGCGCAGCAGAGGGAAUUGUCAUCGAGUUGGAACACAGGCGGAAGAGUGGUCGUGGUGUUUUGGAAUGGUACCUUCUUCCCCCUGCGUCGCGCUAUUCGCCACAGCAAUUGAAAGAAGUUAUCACUUUACUCGAUGAUAACGUUCUGUACAAUCCUCCCAUGGAGCGGCAUCCCGGUGCUGAGAAUGAGGAGCCGACAUCUACCUUUGAGCUUGGCCUGACUGACAAGCAACGGCGCGACAGAGAAGGCGUCGUGCUGCCUUACUUUGAUGCACAGCACGGAGAUGGACCCGGCGAGGGAGGUCGGAUUCUCUACGAUAUGGGGGAAGAGGAUGAUUUCGACGAAGAGGAGGAUGAAAUUUAG